AUGCCCGGAAGACGUAUCAUACCGGGCCUGAACAAAUGUGGCAAAGACCCUAAGCCGCUUACUCCCCUGCAACAACAGCAUCUCAGGCUGCAACGGAAAGACAAAGCCCAUGCCGCAGCAUCAAACAGGCGACUACUGGCACAAUUAAACCAACAGAAUGACGCCCGACCUCCUGAUGAGGAUGUCCCCGCUCCGGAAGAAGAAAAUCAUAUUGCAUACCCACCUGACCUUGCAGAGGAUGAUGCAGCGGAGGAUGAUGUCAAUAAUCCUGACUUUGAUAUGAAUCAAUUCAUGCCACGCCAUGACCUAGCUGACGCUUUAGAAGAAGAUCCAGAUGAUCCAGUGAUGAUAGAGCUUAAACGACAGCUUCGUCUUGAUGAUCGUUUGAAACAUGAGGAACGUUGGGCAUGGCAGUACGCCAUCAUGCUGCCCACUUUUCUCCGAAAUCGAUUGGAGACCUCAAACUGGGGUCUCGAGGCAAGAUGGGAUGAAGAUUUCAGGCCACCUUGCAACUGUGCAUGUAAAACUGAGCGAAAUGUGGAUAUGGUUGAUUUGUUGAGUAAGAAAUUUGUACAUUAA
Messenger RNA from Melampsora larici-populina 98AG31, 579 nucleotides. RefSeq lists its product as uncharacterized. The record is from RefSeq and is a predicted model, not a curated record. The transcript has a single exon. Lineage: Eukaryota; Fungi; Basidiomycota; Pucciniomycetes; Pucciniales; Melampsoraceae. Bases 1 to 579 code for a protein of 192 amino acids.